ACAAAUUUCAAAAUACAACCACAAUGGCGCCCGAACUCACCAAGGCGCAGAAGCGCAAGAGCACCACAGACACCUCGCCCAAGACCAAGCGACCGAAGAAAUCAGAAGCACCUGCGACAGAAUCUGCGCCCGAGAAGGCGACAAAAGAGGAAGGAAUUGAGGUGGUAAAGAAGGCGUCCAAGGAGAAGAAGGUACCUAAGGAGAAGAAAGUGCCCAAAGACGAGGUCGCAAAGCUGGAAGAGAAGGUCGAAGUGAAGGAGACGAAAGCGCCGAAAGAGAAAAAAGCUCCCAAGGGAAAGAAAGCCCCCAAAGAGCCCGAAGUCGCUGGAGAGAAACUAUCGAAGAAGGAAAAAACUGCAACCAAGGAGAUAACCGCCAGCAAAGAGGAUAAGAAGGCGAAGAAAGAGAAAAAAGACAAGCCCGCUUCUACGGUUCUGCCCAAGCGGGCUACAACACCGGAUACAGCCUCUGAUAUCGAGGUAGUUACUGAGACGGUGCCCAAGGCUAAGAAGGAGAAAAAAGUCAAAGCUGUUCCCAAAAUCCCCGCCAAGCGCGCUAUCACCCCGGAUACCGCCUCCGAUGUCGAGAUAGUCACUGAGAAGCCACCUAAGGCUAAGAAGACGAAGGUCGCCGCUACUGAGGAUAGCAAGAAGAGCAAGAAAAGCAAGAAGGAGAAGGUUGUUGCGGUUGUAGUAGAAGAGUCCGACAGCGAUGUCGAGGACGACCAGACCGCCGCCCUCCUCGCCGGCUUCGAAAGCAGCGAAGGUGAAGCCGCUGCUGAGAAGGCGGAGAGCGAGGAUGACGGCGAAGGUCUAGACCUAGAUCACUUGCCCGACGUCCCCGCCUCCGAUGCCCUGAAAAGGCAAUUGAAGCAGGCCGGCCAGAGCGGCGGCGAGCCAGGUGUGAUAUACGUUGGCCGCGUCCCCCACGGCUUCUACGAGCACCAAAUGCGCGCCUACUUCUCCCAAUUCGGGCACAUCAAGCGCCUGCGCCUGUCGCGCAACAAGCGCACGGGUGCCAGCAAGCACUACGCCUUCAUCGAGUUCGCCUCGGCCGACGUCGCCGACAUUGUCGCCCGCACCAUGCACAACUACCUGCUCUUCCAGCGCCUGCUGCAGGUGCGCGUCGUGCCCCCGGCGCAGGUCCACGAGGAGCUGUUCAAGGGCGCCGGCAAGCGCUUCAAGAAGCCCGCGCCGCGCAAUGCCUUGUGGCGCAAGGACUUGGAGCACGGCGCGGACAGGAAGAGUUGGGUUGGGAUGGUCAAGAAGGAGCAGCAGAGGCGGCUGGGCAAGGCGGAGAAGAUGAAGAGCGUGUUUGGGUAUGAGUUUGAGGCGCCGCCGAUCAGGGAAGUGGACAAUGUGCCGGUUAGGACGAAAGCAGUGAAAGCUGCAGUAGAGACUGCAGUACAGGCUGCUUAAAUUGCUUUUGUGUGUGGCACUCAAAAUGGGUUGGUCGGCGUUUGCGGCUCUCUUUGUCUUGUAGGCUGCACGUUUUAUAUGAAAGCCUAGGAAUUCGACGACUAUUGCAUGAUUGGAGCUCACUUGUAGACAUCAUAUCACUCUUGCUAGAUUGUGGAAUUGUUUUUAUGAAGGUUUUUUCCCUCAACCGCA
Mytilinidion resinicola is the source of this 1610-nucleotide messenger RNA. RefSeq lists its product as uncharacterized. Gene Ontology annotation, molecular function: RNA binding. Lineage: Eukaryota; Fungi; Ascomycota; Dothideomycetes; Mytilinidiales; Mytilinidiaceae. The transcript has 3 exons. The record is from RefSeq and is a predicted model, not a curated record. The coding region runs from base 24 to 1418 and encodes 464 amino acids. Gene Ontology annotation, biological process: maturation of LSU-rRNA from tricistronic rRNA transcript (SSU-rRNA, 5.8S rRNA, LSU-rRNA). Gene Ontology annotation, cellular component: nucleolus.